Molecule: messenger RNA, 2114 nt
Organism: Plectropomus leopardus (leopard coralgrouper)
Lineage: Eukaryota; Metazoa; Chordata; Actinopteri; Perciformes; Serranidae
Gene: dynll2a
Product: dynein, light chain, LC8-type 2a
Biological process (GO): microtubule-based process
Cellular component (GO): cytoplasmic dynein complex
Molecular function (GO): dynein intermediate chain binding
Source: RefSeq, a predicted model, not a curated record
GGAGCACAGCAGAGAGAGCCAACCUACCUACAUGCUUAUUGUGUAAAUCUUUUAAAAGCAAUUAGCCGCAGCAUCAUCUAAACCUGCCCCCCAGCCUGGGUGAAAUACAUAUUUUUUUGUGGAAAUAAGUGUUUCCAUUCGGCUCCAGAAAAGGCAGGCACCAUCACCAUCGUCAACCAUGACUGACAGGAAAGCUGUGAUCAAGAACGCAGACAUGUCCGAGGACAUGCAGCAGGACGCGGUGGACUGUGCCACCCAGGCCAUGGAGAAGUACAACAUAGAGAAGGACAUCGCAGCCUACAUCAAGAAGGAGUUUGACAAGAAGUACAACCCCACCUGGCACUGCAUCGUCGGGAGGAACUUCGGCAGCUACGUCACCCACGAGACAAAGCAUUUCAUUUACUUUUACUUGGGCCAAGUGGCCAUCUUGCUCUUCAAGUCUGGCUGAGAAGUUUCUGAUGGGUGUUGAGGAGUUUUUCUCCCCUGAACCGAAAUCGGAAAUGCACUGGUGGCUGAUGUCUCCCAUACACUAAUAACGACAUACCAUAAUGAUGCAAACCCGGCCGUGCGCAAUUGCAUGGACUAUACACUAUUUAAUAUGUAUGUUACAGUAAGUUUACUUUUUGAUAGUUGCCAUUUGAAUGCAACUUCAGUAGUUUUUGUUGAUGCUGUUAAAUUCUAGGUUGUAAAAGAUUUCAACGUGGCCCUUGAUUGUAUAAUAAAGGAAAGCUGUAGAAUGUAGUGGUGCAUCUGCUUUCCCUCACAAGUGGCAUUGCCAGACCCUGUUAUGAGACUCCAUCUGUCGGUUUAGAUGGUAAAAGUCAUACUGCGUGCACCAGUUUAACAAUUCAUCAUCAAAAUUUUAACGUGUGAUCAUGUAAAGAAGUUGGUUAAUGGGGCAAAAUAGGCUUUCAUGUGACGGGCUACUUCACGGCCGUCCUUUGGUUUCGAGGAGAUCAAACAGCAUGAGUUGAGUUUAUUAAUGAUAUUUUACUAAUUUAACAAAAUUAUGUUAUCUGUACAUGCAAAUAAAAAAACCUUUAAUGUUUCCAGUUCUGAUUUAAAAACAAAUAUCCAAGGUUUUCAGAAAAGAUGUCACAACAUCCAACACACUUGACAUUUUGGAACCAACACAAGCCAGUGCAUGCAUUUCCAGGGAUGUUUAGUUUGUCAAUUUUCACUGUGAGGGACGAUUGAGCAAAUAAAGCUCGCAAACACAGACCUUUAGCCUGUAACGUCCGAAUAAUAAUACGACAGACUGGUUACCAAAAUUGUCCCAAACUCACCUACCUAAAUUUCAGACUUAUAAUACCGUGUUUCUGCAUGUUUGGAGGAUAAACACAAUUUCUUUAAUUGUCAUCAGACACACAUGGAAGGUCAUCUUGGAGCUGAAAUAAUUUAACUUUUGAGUAUGUAGAUAUGGGACUGAGCUGGUGUAAAGCAGCAUAAAGAAAGGUGAUUUAAAUAAAAACAUCUGCAGUCAACACUACCAAGGCUACCAACACCCCCUGUGUUUCAGAUGGUUGUGCCGUCCUGUGUGGCUCGUGGUACUUUCAAGUUGCAUUUUCCCCCAACCUUUAUUUUUGCAUUGCCAGUGUACUGCCAGACAUGCAGGAAAAGAUGAAGGAGUUCUUACAGCAGCUGCAAGGAGGCGGAUCUCAUGUCUAGCACACUGAUUUGGUGUUUUCAUUUUGUUGUGUCAGCAUAAUUAGUUUGAUGCAUAAUGUUUGGAUUCUUUAAGAGGGCAGAUUUGAGGGAUUUGGACACAUUUCUCACUGUGUAAAGAUGAAAUGUUUUCAGUUGCUCUCUCCCAUAAUCCAACAAUGGGUGCAUUGUGUAUCUCUCAAGUGUUAGCUUGGAUUGACAUCGAGGGAAGUCUUCCUAACUAUUGUCGAUGUAAACUGAUUUAGUAUUGUUUUCCUCUGGCAUGUAUUUUUGCUGUGUAUAUGUAGGAGCCGUUCCAAUGCUGUUAAAUUUGCACAAAACGUGUGCCUGUCAUUGCUCUCAACUGUAACUGGCUUGAGUACAAUUGCACUUCAUUAGAGUUAUCCAGUAGGUUGCUACAGAACCAAAAUCGUAUAAACUCGAUAAAAUAAAAAUUAAUUGUUGACUUA